Messenger RNA from Psylliodes chrysocephalus, 564 nucleotides. The record is from the annotation of a GenBank genome assembly. NCBI's taxonomy places the organism in Eukaryota, Metazoa, Arthropoda, Insecta, Coleoptera, Chrysomelidae.
AUGGAUGCAAAGUUCUGCUCAAAGUGUAAGGAUGAGGAAGCUAAUCAAGUUUUCCAUGUGAUUCAUGUAAAGAGUACUUAUGUGCUCAAUGUGGUGACUGAAUAUGAAACAGGUUUUUGGAAAGUUCCAAAACUAACUAAAGAGUUAAAGCAAGUAAAAAUUAACAUUGAAAAACUUAUGAAAAAUAAGGUAUCUGAUCAAAAUAACGAAAAAGAUGCAACUUUAAAUGUAGCUAAAAUUAACAGCGAAGAACUAAUGAUGGAAGUGGCGGAAAGACAGAAGAGGGCAUCAAACAGUAUUAUAUUAAAUGUAAAUAAUUCGAAACAAAAAAUAGUUGCAAACAAAAUAAGAGAAGAUAAAGACUCAGUAAAAGAACUGCUAAAAGAUAUUGAUGUUGAUAUUACAAAUAUAAGGGUGUUCAGACUGGGCAAAGACAAAUACAAAAAUAGACCACUAAAAGUUUGUUUUCCCAGUCCACAAGAAGCUCUUAAGGUGUUACAAAUGAAAAAGGAGAUAACAAUUCCAACUAUUAACAACAAAAGCGCAAAAAGAGUACUUCUUUAA